UCCAACCGCCUGGCGAACUUCUUCUGGUAGUGUCGGAGUCAAUCACGCCUUCCUCUCUGCUGCGCGCCUCGAACCCAGUCGCGUAUCCAGUCGGCCUGCGGGAUGGCAUCUCAACCUCGUCCUACUCCCUACAACAACCAAGGCUACAUGGCGAACGGCUCCGUACCUCACCACUCCGGCCCCGUCCCUGGGGCCACGCCUCUGCUCCCGAACCAAGGCCGCAUCAUUCAGACCGGCCCCAUCAGAGUCCUCUGCAUUGCAGAUGUUCGAGGCAACCUUCGAUCCUUGAAUGAACUCGCCAAGUCGGCCCGCGCUGACUACAUCAUCCACACUGGCGACUUCGGCUUCUACGACGAGACAUCUCUUGAGCGAAUUGCUGAGAAGACUCUCAAGCACGUCGCGCAGUACUCCCCGCUGAUCUCCGAGGCGACGAAGAAGGCCAUCGCGCAAGGCGCUCCCGGCCCGGUCAAGAGCCGAUUUUCCCCGAGCGAACUCCCACUUUCUGAGCUUCCCCAGCUCAUCAGCGGCGAGUUGAAGCUGGAUGUCCCUGUAUACACAGUGUGGGGUGCCUGCGAGGACGUGCGGGUGCUCGAGAAGUUCCGGUCUAAGGAGUACAAAGUGCCCAACCUCUACAUUAUCGACGAGGCGCAGUCCAUGUUGCUCGAGAUUGGCGGUGUAAAGCUCCGCCUCCUCGGCCUGGGCGGUGCGGUGGUCAUGCACAAACUCUUCGACAAUGGCGAGGGACGGACAACGAUCGCAGGCGGACAAGGCACUAUGUGGACGACGCUCCUGCAGAUGGGCGAGCUUGUCGAUACGGCGAACCGCGUUUACGACCCCACCGAAACGCGCAUCUUCAUCACGCACGCGUCGCCGGCUCGCGAGGGCAUUCUGAACCAGCUCUCGGUCACCCUUAAGGCCGACUUCUCCAUCUCGGCAGGUCUCCAUUUCCGCUACGGGAGCUCGUACAACGAAUUUAGCGUCAACCCCACCCUUGACCACUACCGUGGCAAGCUCGCGGCAUCCAAGGCGUCCUUCAACGACGUUUGGGAUACGGUCAAGAGCGAGGUUGAGCCCGCCAUCUCGCAGAAUGAGGCGCAACAGACUUUGCUUAAGAACGCAUUGAGUGUUGUGGAGAAGAUGCCUACGACUGCGGCGGGCGGCAAUCCUUUCGGCGGUGCGCCUGCCGGCCAGUCGGCGGCGGCCUUGGGCCAGGUGGACGAGAGCGCCUUCAAGAACAUGUGGAACUUCAACCUUGCGGAUGCUGCCUUCGGCUGGCUUGUCCUGGAGAUUCAGGACGGCAGAAUCGGUACCGAGAUGCGGGCUCAGGGAUUCAACUUCUCGCACCGUGGAGCUAAGCAGACCAGUGUGCAGCCCGCUCCGGCAGCCGUGGGGACGAGCGCUGCGCCUCCUACCGCCGCCCCGGCCGCCCCAGCGAGAGCCCCCGCCGCCACCCAGCCUCCUCAACAGGCUGCACCUGCGCCUGCACCGGCUCCUGCUCCGGCUCCUGCUCAGGCCCAACCCAAGCCUGCCACGCCGCAGCCCGCGCCGACUCCUUCACCGGCCCCCAAGGACGAAAAGCCCGCUCCGGCUGCUGCUAACGGAGCUGCUGGCGCGCCUGAGACGGCGCCCUCUCCGGCGCCCAAGACCCCGGCAGAGAGCAUCAUCGGACUGUUCGUUAUGAACGCGCAGAGCGAUGAGCAGGUCCGGAACCUGUUCGCCGAGGAGGAUAAGAGCAAGAUUCUCAAGAUCGAGCGGUGGGGCCAGAACAAGGUUGCACAGUUCAAGACGGUGGAGGAACGGGAUGCCGCCAUGGAGCGGCUUCCCGACGAAGUGAAGAACAGGGCGCCUGGCCAGGAGGACCGGUCCAAGCCCCUUGUCAAGAUCUUCUCGCCUCCGUCCUCGCGCCAGUACUCGCGCGGCGGCGCAGGCAAUUGGGGGAGCAGCCGCGGCGGCCGGGAUGGCGGCAACGCUCAGAGCGGAUACCGGAGCGCCGGCGGCGGAGGUGCUAGCGACAGCGAAGGUGCCGGGCGCCGCGGUGGACGUGGUGGGGGCCGUGGUGGCCGCGGCGGCGAGCGCGGACGCGGGCGGGGUCCACGGGGCGGCGCCAAGGGCGAGGGCGCCGCGAGCCCGGCUCCCGCGGCUGAGUCUUAGUUGACCAACGACUGCAGGAGCGUCGAGGCACCACAGAAGCGGCCUACGCUGGCAUUAUACCGCCCGCCGCCAGCCUAUUACCGCCUCAAACUCGUGGCCUCGGAUCAUGCAGAGGCAAUGAUCCAUUCAGAGCACAACGCUUUUCCGCCAUGAACGCCGACUCCUCACCCACCCACCUAACGCCGACCUUCCAACCUCACACGAUUCUCACUAUGGGGCCUUUGGCCUUGCCCUUUAAACCAGCCAGCCUUUUCUUCCGCCCCUCCUGUUUCCUCCAUUCUGUUUUGCUUUUCUUC
This is a messenger RNA of Thermothielavioides terrestris NRRL 8126, 2447 nucleotides long. RefSeq lists its product as uncharacterized. The record is from RefSeq and is a predicted model, not a curated record. The coding region runs from base 148 to 2151 and encodes 667 amino acids. The transcript has 4 exons. Lineage: Eukaryota; Fungi; Ascomycota; Sordariomycetes; Sordariales; Chaetomiaceae.